This is a messenger RNA of Capsicum annuum, 1077 nucleotides long. RefSeq names its product protein ACCELERATED CELL DEATH 6-like. Gene Ontology annotation, cellular component: plasma membrane. Lineage: Eukaryota; Viridiplantae; Streptophyta; Magnoliopsida; Solanales; Solanaceae. The record is from RefSeq and is a predicted model, not a curated record. The transcript is spliced from 5 exons. Gene Ontology annotation, molecular function: protein phosphatase 1 binding; protein phosphatase regulator activity. Bases 1 to 1077 code for a protein of 358 amino acids.
AUGCGUAGAGUCCAUGUUGGACGUUCUUACCAAGACACUGUCAGACUCUUGGUGGAACAAGAUCCUGAUUUCGAGUUUCCAGCAAACAACGCCGGGGAGACACCACUCUAUCUGGCCACGGAGUCUGGUCUUGCAACUAUUGUGCGGCAUCACUGUGGGAAUGGAACAAAUCAUUAUGCGAGGAAACUGACAAAAUGGGAUUGGAAUCCACUGCAUUAUGCUGUUAAACAAGGAUUGAGAGUAGUAGUUCGUAAAAUGCUGGGGUGGAAGACAUCGUUACCCCACACUCACACAGGCAAUGGAAAUGACUGGGAAUCUCAUAACCUUAUCGACAAGCCAGAUAAUGAUGGCAACACUCCUCUCCAUUUGCUUGCUGCCUCCGACUGGAUAAGUGUGCCUGAUAAAUUAAGAAGACAUGCGAGUACAAAGAUGUCAUUUAACAAAGAAAACCAGACUCCGGUUGACAUAUUGUCUAGCACAGAGAAAACACUGCGUGCUGCACGGCCAUUCCAGAGGUGUCGUCUUCGCCAUUGUCGAUUAGGACGGCGUGAUUUUGAGAUAAAAUGGAAGAAAAUGCAGAAGCCAGAAGAUGAAACAGAGUCGAAAGGCAUGCUGAAAGAUAUUAUGGAGGCAACUCAAAUACAUCUAGUAGUUGCCACACUACUAGUUACCGUUACCUUCGCAGCAGGUUUCACCUUACCUGGAGGUUUUGAGAGCGAUCUCAAUAGCUCUAAUAAAGGGAUGGUGAUUCUAAUAAGGGAAACAGUGUUCCAUGCAUUUGUUGUCUCAGAUAGCAUUGCAUUUACAUGCUCUGCUGGUGCUGUAUUCAACUACUUCUACAUUGCGAUAAGUGCAGCAACUGCAAAAAGAUUAAAACUUAUAACUGUGCGCUUUAAGAUAGCAAUUCUUUUGCAGCGUUUAGCGAUGUCAGCAGUUGUCAUUGCAUUUGUAACUGGUAUGUAUGCUACUUUAGCACAUUCAGUUGGUCUCGCUGUUACUGUCUGUGUCAUAGGUUGCAUCUCUUUCCCUCUGUUCUAUCUUCCGUCAAUUGUUAGGCACAUCGUUAAGACAUACUAG